Messenger RNA from Meloidogyne enterolobii, 749 nucleotides. The record is from the annotation of a GenBank genome assembly. Lineage: Eukaryota; Metazoa; Nematoda; Chromadorea; Rhabditida; Meloidogynidae.
UUUUUUUUCGAAAUGAAACAAGGAGAUAUUAGAUCUUUUUUUAAAUGCCCGCAAACAACUUCACGUCAAGAUGAAAAUCAGAGCGUUAUUGAGAUAGUGGAUGAGUUUGAAGGAAUAUAUUUAAGCGACAGUUCAGAUCAUGAAGAAAUUUCUGAAGAGGAGGCACUAAGAAUUCCAAAACGACUGCCUAAGAUAUACCGUAACCAACCUUUAGAUCAAAAUGACAUUGGAUUGUUUGUCGGAAAAUCGGGACCGUUGGAUGACAACGAAAAACUGAAGGUGUUAAAUUGUUGGGGGCCUCCUAGUAAUUAUACAGCGCCACCAGUGUUUCAAGCAGCGCAGAAUAGAUUCUUCCAACAAUCCUGGCUUAAAAAAAAUGAAUUAAUGGCAUAUUCUCAUAUGGAAGUUGGUCUAUUUUGCCGUAUUUGUGUUGCAUUUCACUGGGGGCGUAAGGAGAUUGGCAAAGGUUUGUAUAUGUGAUAUAGUCUUCUACGUCGCGAGUCUAAAAUGCCAAAGACUACAAGAUAUUUUCAUUGUUCCGCUCACCGGGCUAAUCUAGUUUUUACAUCUGGUGCAGAAUACAAACCAGUGAAAAGGUUUUUUGGAAUUAUAGGAGAGCUCGUCCGUACUUUCAACACAAGCACAAAAAAAUCCCAAUUAUUGGAGGAAAAUGCUAAAAAAUUCGCACCUGAUACAAAUCGUAGACACUUGCCUAUGCUUUGCUCUACUAGAUGGAUUUCUAGGCAUGA